Molecule: messenger RNA, 1453 nt
Organism: Linum trigynum
Lineage: Eukaryota; Viridiplantae; Streptophyta; Magnoliopsida; Malpighiales; Linaceae
Source: the annotation of a GenBank genome assembly
GGAUGACGAACGGUUUGAAACUAUGGAGUAUGGACACAAAUGCAGCCAAUUGGGCAAAAUGGUAAAAUGAAAGUUGACGGAGAUAUCAAUGGAUAAGAUCUCUGGUCGAGAGAUGCCGGCCACAAAAUUUAGGUGGAAAACGUAACGCAGGAGAUAAAUUGAGAGAUUGUGAUCAACAGAUGAUCCUUUACCUAACCUCUAUUCACCCAAUUUUUUUCUGCCCGUCUCCGGCAAAUUCACUCCAAGUGAAGAAACCAUGUCGGACGACAACAAGGGUAACCCACCCCGCCGGCGAACCUCCGUCCUCCUCAACCCAAUCCAACUAUUCUGCCUCCUCGUCGCAGUCCUCCUCGCCGGAACCGGCCUGGUGCCGCUCGAACACGUCGGAUUCGUCCUCUUCUCCGCAAUCUACAUGUACUUCCUCUCCCGAUUCUCCUUCCCGGCGGGGAACACCCCGACGGAAUCCGUCUUCGACCGGAACAACAAGAUCCUGGCGAAUUACGUCCUCACCGGCGGCGUCGUCGGCCUCUUCCUCCCCGUCGCGUACAUCCUCCACGCCCUCCUCCUCCUCCUCCCGGACGGCGGCCACGAAGCGGUGAGGGCGGCGGCGCCGCAUCUCUUCCUGCUGUCCAGCCAGGUGUUCAUGGAAGGGGUUUCGUUUGCCGGCGGGUUCUCGAUCCCGGUCCGGGCUUUCAUUCCGGUGUUCUACAACUCGAGGAGGAUUUUCAGCAUCUGGGGUUGGAUUCAAUUCGAGUUCGCGAAGGUGGAAGGGUUGGUGAUUGUGGGGAGAAUGCUGGCCGCGGCGAAUUUAGGGUUUUGGGUGUAUAAUCUGUUUGGGUUCUUGUUGCCUGUUUAUCUUCCUAGAGCUUUCAGGAAGUAUUACUGCUCCUCCUCUGCUUAGAGAAAAACAGGGGAAGAAAGCAAAUUACUCUCUGUAGUGUGAACUGUGAUGGAAUGAAACACUAAUUGUGUUAAAAAAAACUACCGAAAAUACAAAUCAUUUGUUCUCCAUUAGACAAUUCUUAGCUCCAACUUUGGUUAGACAGCUCUCACUAUCUAAGGUGUCAGUUUGUUAUUGAUGGAUUUACCUUCCUUUUUUUAAUAUUCAAUUAUGCGAAGUAAAUCAAGAAUUAAAAUAUUAAAAAAUAUGAAAUCACCAAUUGAAAACUAACAAGUGGUUGAUUGGAACUUCCGCGUCCAACCAAGAUUGGAGCUAAGAAUUUUCCGUUCUACAUUGACCAGUGUUGCAAAUAGUCACAUUAUGAUAUUGCUUUUGAGCUGAUGGCCUGAAGAUGAGCCGUUGAGUUCGGUUCUCGAACAGGGCCUAAUUAUUAUAUCAAUAGGUAUAUUUGCUUCUCAAAGUAGUAUUAAUUUAUCGGUUGCAACUACAAGUGUUGAAACAAUAUUUUUUUUCAAUUUGGGUUACAUAAAAAAACAAAUUUCGGAAUUGAAU